UUCAGGUGGAGUUUGAAUCGAUUAAGCUAGAGAUGACCCAUAAGAACGAGGAGCAGGAGGAGCUGCGAGCUCAGAUGGAGGAGACGGAGCGGCUGAGGGAGAUCUCGGAGAGGCAGCUGGACGAGGCCCUGGACUCCCUGAAGGAGGAGAGGGAGCAGAAGAACUGUCUGCGGCGGGAGCUCUCCUCCCUGACCCUCAACCCCUUUGAGUCCAUGGGGAACCUGGAGCUCCACCUGGAUCAGCUGGAUGACAGCCAGGAGGAGGGCCAGGGGGGAGAGGGGGGAGUGGACCAGGACAGCGGCAUUAACAAUGGUCCUGGCUCUGCUCCCAAUUCUGCUCACCCUCCUCACUCGGGGGGCUCGAAAAGUAACGGCCAUAUCCGACGCUACUCCACUCCGCGCAGCAGCAUGGCGUUCCCCCGCGCUCCGGCCUCGGGGCUGGUGUCCGACCUGCUGAGUGAGCUACACUUCUCAGACAGUCAGAAACUAAAACAGCAACUCCUGCAGGUUGGUGAACUUGUCUCACUUUUAAAAAUGUAUUAA
Notothenia coriiceps (black rockcod) is the source of this 542-nucleotide messenger RNA. Its product is annotated as protein bicaudal D homolog 2-like. Gene Ontology annotation, biological process: protein localization to organelle; microtubule anchoring at microtubule organizing center; regulation of microtubule cytoskeleton organization. The record is from RefSeq and is a predicted model, not a curated record. The transcript has 2 exons. The coding region runs from base 33 to 542 and encodes 169 amino acids. Gene Ontology annotation, molecular function: dynein complex binding; cytoskeletal adaptor activity; dynactin binding. Gene Ontology annotation, cellular component: cytosol; Golgi apparatus. NCBI's taxonomy places the organism in Eukaryota, Metazoa, Chordata, Actinopteri, Perciformes, Nototheniidae.